CCCGUUAAGGCAACCAUUAUUUCUGGCAUUUUCAAUGCUAAGGUAGUUGGCUAACAAAUUGGGCAAAAAUUGGAGGUGACGCGCGUCGUGUCCUCCAAGUACGCGUCCUCAUUGAAAGCCUAAUUCAAACCACCACAAGUACAACAUGGAAACGUCAUUUGCAUUAACUGGCAAGGGCUACGUGAUCGUAGCUGCCGACACUACCGCAGCCCGAUCCAUUGUCAAGAUGCAGAUCGACCAAGACAAAAUCAAGGAGCUCAGUCCUCAUCUUCUCAUGGCGUACUCGGGUGAACCAGGUGAUACCGUCCAGUUUGCCGAAUACGUCGAGCGCAAUAUUCGUCUGUACCAAAUUCGUAAUCUGUAUCCUCUUCGCCCAGCCGCAGCCGCAUCCUGGAUCCGCCGUUCAUUAGCGGAAUCUCUGAGAUCACGAAACCCGUACUCAGUGAACCUGCUGCUAGGCGGAUAUGACACGUCCUCGCACACACCGAACUUGUAUUGGAUUGAUUACUUGGGGACAGUGGUGGAAGUACCAUUUGCUGCGCAUGGAUAUGGUAGUUACUUCGCCCUGAGUUUGCUUGACCGUUACCAUGAUCCAGAAGCAUCCCUGGAAGAGGGUCUUGCUAAUCUGAAACGUUGCAUCGAUGAGGUGGCGAAGCGUCUGGUGGUCAAUCCAGGCAAAUACAAGGUCAAAGUAGUUGACAAAGACGGUAUUCGAGAAGUCGAGAUAUAAUAUCCCCCCUGGCAAUGUGUACUGUAAUGUGCUACCGCCAUCUCCUUCUGUCCCUGUAUAUUUCUAUUUCCAUCUCUACAACUCAAACCAGAAAGACACUACCCUCUACUCGGUCCCCUCCAAUGAUACGCUCCGUCUUCUUCUCGCAUGUAAGUAUCUUUCGAAUGCGUGAAAGUACACCUUCGUACUGUACCACAUCCUGGGGAAACAUAAUGAUUUGGACUGCUUUCUCGAUAUCCGACCUUCGAAUUCUAGA
Suillus fuscotomentosus is the source of this 986-nucleotide messenger RNA. RefSeq names its product nucleophile aminohydrolase. Gene Ontology annotation, biological process: proteasomal protein catabolic process. The transcript is spliced from 3 exons. The record is from RefSeq and is a predicted model, not a curated record. Gene Ontology annotation, molecular function: peptidase activity. NCBI's taxonomy places the organism in Eukaryota, Fungi, Basidiomycota, Agaricomycetes, Boletales, Suillaceae. The coding region runs from base 146 to 730 and encodes 194 amino acids. Gene Ontology annotation, cellular component: cytosol; proteasome core complex, beta-subunit complex; proteasome core complex.